Chaetomium strumarium is the source of this 5771-nucleotide messenger RNA. RefSeq lists its product as uncharacterized. The transcript is spliced from 4 exons. The record is from RefSeq and is a predicted model, not a curated record. Lineage: Eukaryota; Fungi; Ascomycota; Sordariomycetes; Sordariales; Chaetomiaceae. Gene Ontology annotation, biological process: transmembrane transport. Gene Ontology annotation, cellular component: membrane. Gene Ontology annotation, molecular function: ABC-type transporter activity; ATP binding; ATP hydrolysis activity. Bases 444 to 5519 code for a protein of 1691 amino acids.
CUUCAAGAUGACUUCUUCACUCACGCAGCGCUUUAUGUGUAGCUUUACUGCAUACAUUCUUCGAGCUCAGAUCGAAUAAAUGCCGACUCGGACUGGCCACCUGGCUCUCACACUGUCCUCUGCGCCUUGGCCAACUUGAAAAGUCACAAGAAACUUUGAAGUACUAUUUAAUAACCGGGUUAGGUGCCUUAUUAGUAUUGAACCUCCCUAGUAUUCAACCUUGCCCGCAAACUCAGAACCCCUUUUUUAUUACUGAACCAUUCAACCACUCCUCCAGUGGCAAGGACCUGAAUCCUCUGCGAUGCACAGCAGUCGGUUACGAAGGCCGUCACUACGUUUGAAGACCCAACGGGGUUGUGCUGCUUCCACUCCAGCAAACCCGCCAAGGCAGGCAGACGAGCAGCAACUUCACGCUAUUGACAGACCACGCCGCCAACAAUAACAUGCUGCAAGCAAAGCUCGGGCGUGAGGCGAUCGGCUUGGCCUCGGCGGGUCUGGUCUCGCUGCUGACAGUGCCUGCGCUGGUCUACGCCGGGCGGGCCAAUUUUCGUUCUGGUUUUGGAAGGAGAGGCUAUGUGCAGCUCGGCGGAGAGGGAGACGGCUAUGAGGACCGCGACGGCUUCGCCACCGAGGAUUCGAUCCACGCCUACACCGACACACGACCCAGGAUUGCCGCCUGGCUCGGCACGGCUACCGGCCUUGGUGCAUGCAUAGCCACGAGAGUGCUGGCACUGAAGAGCAGUGCCGAGCACGGCGAUGUGUUUUCAGAGCUGUCCGCCUGGGCAGAGCUGGCAUGCUGGGUGUUGCUGGGCUUGCACUGUGCCUGUCUUCCUGCUAGACACCGAUAUCAAGCGAAGUUCCGGCUCACCGUCUUUGGCCUCGUGUCGUCGUUGUUGAUUGCUAUCACUGUCGCCGUGCGCCAUGGCUACAACGCACUGGCAUCGCUUUACGCCGCCGAGAAGGGAACGACGGCGCUUGUGUUAGGUCUGCUCUAUCUACUCCAACUUGCUGCCGCCUCGGUCACAGCGCUCGCCUUCGCUGCAUUCCCCCGCCGCCCCAAUGUCUACGACAGGACCAGCCUUGUCGACCAGCAGCACACCCUAUCGCUGCUAGCCCGCUUCUCCUUCACCUGGAAUCGUGCCAUCUUCAACGUCGCCAAGGAGCGGCAGAUGGAAGUUCAAGACAUUCCCAAUCUCGACUAUGCCACUCGAUCUCGAAACCUGGAAGCCAGGUUCCGUGAGAGAUGCGCCAAGGGGGAUCCCCUGUGGAAACAGCUCAUCAAGGCCCAUGCCGGCGAGCUCGCUCUGCAGUGGACCUUGACCCUGUUCAUUGCCUUCUUGUCUCUGUUCCCUCAAGUCGUCCUCUACAAUUUCCUGUCCAGGAUCGAGCGCAGCCAGCAGCACGCGUCCGCGGACCCUACCGUCUUCAUCUGGGUGUUUGGUCUCCUGCUCAGCCAGCUGCUCCAAGUCGGAGUCAACAACUGGCUCAAGUGGAUCACGGCCAGCCGGCUGGAGAUCCCCGUGGGUUCGUUGUUGCAGUCCCUGGUCUUCUCCAAGGCUCUCAAGCAGUACGAGACGGCGCCUCCCGGGCUGAAUGUCGAUAAGAACAACAACUCUGGCAGCCGGGAUGACUCCGACGAUUCGCAGGCCAAGACGGAGGGACAGGCUGGCAAGGGGAAGAAGAAGGGCAAAGAAUCCGAAACGCGGCAGUCGGUGAUCAACCACAUGAAGCUCGAUAGCGGGCGCGUCACAAUCUUCUGCACGUACAACAACAACUUCCCCAUGGCCAUCUUCAAGCUCAUCCUCGCCGGCGGGUUUGCCGUCAGCUUGAUGGGCUGGAUGCCGGUCUUGUGCGGCCUCGGUGCCGGAUCGCUUAUGGUUCCGCUGAGCUCGCUCCUGUCGAAGAGGUAUACGUCGCUGCACUUCGGCCUGAUGAAAUAUCGCGACGGAAAGGCCCAUCUCUUGACCGAGGCCUUGCAGGGCAUGCGGCAGAUCCGGUACUCGGCGCUUGAGCAGCACUGGGAGAAGAAGAUACUGGCGUCGCGCAACGAGGAACUCAGGCAGUACUGGAGGGUGGCGCUGUGGCAGUGUCUGGUUGUCUUCAUUGUCAAUCUCGGCCCGCUGCUACUCGCCAGUGUGACCUUCUUUAUCUACGUCUCGCAGAAUGGAUCGCACAUUCGCGCCUCCGUCAUCUUCACGUCGCUCGGCCUGUUUGACCAGCUUGACGAGGCCGUGGCCCUGCUGCCGCUCCUGCAGAUGUACUUGCUCGAGGCCUGGACCAGCGCCGUGAGGCUGGAGAAGUACUUCAACCAGUCGGACAAAGAGCCCGUGUCGGAACCGGGAGAUGCCAUCGCCUUUGACCAUGCCACGGUGGCAUGGCCGAGAAUUGAAGACAGCGAGGUGCCGCCGGAGGGCGCAGGAGCAGCCGAGGAGCGCAGAGAAAGCCACUCGAUGCUCCGCGACGCGACCCUCAACUUUCCUAUGGGCAAGCUCAGCGUGAUCACGGGCAAGACCGGGGCGGGCAAGAGCCUCCUGCUCGCAGCGCUCCUGGGAGAGGUCAAGUUGCUGGCUGGUACCAUCCGCAUGCCGUCCGUGCCCGAAUUCGACGAGAACGCCGAGCAUAAUAUUCCCGAGUCAGAAUGGAUCAUCCCUCAGCUGACCGCGUUCGUCUCGCAAACUCCGUGGAUCGAAGGCGGAAACGUCCGGGAGAACAUUGUGUUCGGCCUCCCCUUCGUCGAGGACCGCUACCGCAAGGUUCUGGCCGCCUGUGCUCUCGAGAAGGACAUUGAGCUCCUGGUGGACGGCGACGAGACCGAGGUUGGGCCCAAGGGCGUCACCCUGUCGGGCGGGCAGCGCUGGCGCGUAGCACUGGCCCGGGCUCUCUACUCGCGCGCCGGAAUCCUCGUGCUUGACGACGUCCUCAGCGCGGUGGACGCCCAUGUCGGCAGGCUGAUCGUGGACAAGGCGCUCACCGGAAAGCUCGCUCUCGGCCGGACCCGCGUUUUGGCCACGCACCAUUCUGAGCUGGUUCUGCCUCACGCGAGCUACCUGGUCCGCCUCCACAACGGAGAAGUCGAGUCGGCCGAGCUUCUCUCGCCGUCCGAUGCGGGAACUGCUGUGGCAGUCGAACCUGAGCAGCAGACAGGAACCGUGUCAUUGGGAGACGCCUCCGGAAACAACCAGGAUGGCGAUUCCCCUCCGGCUGGGCCGAAGAAGGCCAAGAAGGAGGAAGAGCAGAGAGAGACCGGCCGUGUCAAGUGGAAGGUUUACAAGGCGUAUUACGAUGCCAGUGGCGGUGCGAUCCCGUGGCUCGUGGGAGUCCUCAUCCUCCUCCUCGGCCAUUCCCUGACUGUUGCGCGAACUUGGAGCUUGAAGGAACUAUCCGAGCAAGCCUCGUCCGAGGUCGCGCAUCUCACAUCGCGAGCGGUGGGAGCCGUCACCGCCCUUGUGUACACGGAUGAAUUUGUCUCUCAAAAGACCCUAGGGACGGAGCACGGCAUUUUCUUUUGGCUGACGGCAUACAUCGUAAUCGAGUUCGCCAUGCUCCUGGUGCAGAUCAUCCGGGUCAUGACCUUCUUCUUCGUUGGCUUGACGGCAUCCCGGGUGCUCUUCCAACGCAUGACCCACGCCAUUCUCAGGGCCCCCUUACGCUGGAUCGACACUGUGCCGGCCGGUCGCAUCCUCAACCGGUUCACUUCGGAUACCUUCAUCGUCGACAGGCGGCUGUCCUCCCAAACCUUCACCUUUCUCCGGACCAUCCUGUUCCUCGCGGUCAUCAUCGCAACCAGCUUGUCUGUCUCGGUCUACGUCAUCUUCUUCGGCGUGUUGCUGUUCCUGCUCUACGUGCGGGUUGCGCGCGAGUACAUCACGGCUGCGCGCGAGGUCAAGCGGAUCAACUCGGUGUCGCACUCGCCGAUCUACGACCAGUUCAGCUCGGUCCUCUCGGGCCUCUCCACCAUCCGCGCCUUCGGCCGCACCAAGUUCUACAUGGACCGCAUGUACGGUCUGAUCGACAACAGCUCCAAGGCAUCGUGGAUGCUGCAGCUGUCCAGCCGCUGGAUGGCCUUCCGGAUGGGCGUGCUCGGGGCUCUGUUCGUCAGCGUGGUCGCCAACGCGGUGGCCUUCAGCCGCGUCGACGCCGCUCUGGCCGGCUUCUGCUUGGCUUUUGCGCUGCGCUAUACCAACGCCCUGACGUCGCUGCUCCAGGCCAUGACCUCGGUCGAACUGGGCUUCAACGCCUGCGAGCGAGUGCUGGAAUAUGCCGAGAUCGCGACCGAGCCCGAAGGCGGUAAGAAUGCCCCGGCUGCGUGGCCGACCGAAGGGAAGAUCGAGGUCGACAACUUGACGGUCCGCUACGCCGACGACUUGCCGCCGGUCUUGAAGAGCCUGAACUUCACGGUUGGUGCCGGUGAGCGGAUCGGUAUUGUCGGCCGGACGGGUGCCGGGAAGUCGACUUUGGCUGCCGUCUUCUUCCGUCUGCUCGAGCCCGUGGAGGGCUGCGUGAGCAUUGACAAUGUGGAUAUUUCGACCCUCAAGUUGGCUCAGCUGCGGAGCCGUCUUGCCAUCAUCCCACAGGACCCCUUCCUCUUCUCGGGCACCUUGCGCUCGAACCUUGACAUGGAGGGCGUCCUGGACGACCACGAGCUGCUCGAAUCGCUGAAGCGUGUCCACCUGAUUGAGACAGACGACGACGACGACGACCAUCCGGGGCGUCCGACUGUCUGUCAGCCCGCUCAAACAAUCGACACCGUCGUGGCAACGACCUCGGCAUCCGGCGCUCUCCCAGCUAUCGACUCCGAGACGGCGACAGAGGCGUCCACGGCCGCCGAUCCCGAACCGACCAUCAUCGAGCCGCAACGCAGCCAGACCAACGCCAGCCACUCGAGCAACAUCUUCACCAACCUCUCGACGCCCAUCAGCGCCGGCGGCGCCAACCUGUCCCAGGGCCAGCGCCAGCUCGUCUGCCUAGCCCGCGCCCUGCUCAAGCGGCCCAAGAUCGUCGUCCUGGACGAGGCCACCAGCGCCGUCGACCAGGGUACCGACAGCAGCAUCCAGGCGUCGCUGCGCAAGGAGUUUGCCGCGGCCGGUUGCACCGUGCUGGUCAUUGCGCACCGCCUGUCGACUGUAGCCGACUUUGACCGGCUGCUGGUGCUGGAGAAGGGGCGCGUGGCCGAGAUGGGCAGUCCGCGCGAGCUGUUGUUGGCCGGUAUGAGACGGGAACGGGCGGCGGCGGCUGCUACUGCUAAUGAUAAUGAACAAGAGGUGCGGGAUGUGGAUAACGAUAAUAAUAAUAAUGGUGGUGGUGGUGGUGGUGCUGCUGCUGCUGUCGGCAGAGACGAGGAAGGAGAGGAAAGCAGCACGCUGCGCAGCGAGGCACGUGGGGAAAGUGAAGAUGGCACGGGGGCUUUUUGGGAGCUGGUUCAGCAGAGCGCGGAGAAGGAUAAGCUGGUGGAUAUGAUUCUAGAAGAGGAGCAAGUCACGCUGGAGGAGAGCAUUUUGGGAGCGCAGCAGCGGGGUUAAGAAGCUGGAUAAGCCUUAGAGUCGGGACAGCUGGGUUUUGUUUCCGGCCUGGCGUUUUCUCUCGCAUAGACAAGUAAUAGAGUCUUGCGUUCUGAUAGUAUGGAUGGAGUGGGGAACAUGUACAUAUAAGACACCAGUGCUGGGCACGCACAUGUACAUGUAGUAUUGUAUUGUAUUAUACUGUGUAUCCGUUAAGAACAAACACAGCAUACGGGUAGUUUGUAUGCUACCCAGGGAUUAUCGGUCCGGAAA